AUGCAGCCGCAAACAGACGUUUUUAACUACAUAAACACCUCGAACCCAUCACCAUAUCCAUCCCAUUUUCCGAUAUCAUCGCCACAUCCAAUCAACGGUCUAAACUUGAACCCCUUCUACGGAUUCCAAAGUGCUACAAACAAUCCACAAUCCAUGAGCCUAAGCAGCAACUCGACAUCAGAUGAAGCAGAGGAACCGCAUAUGGACAAAAACAUAAUCAACAAGCGGAAGCAGAGAAGGAUGGUAUCAAACAGAGAAUCAGCAAGAAGAUCGCGUAUGAGGAAGCAGCGUCACCUUGACGAGCUUUGGUCUCAGGUGAUGUGGUUUAGGGUUGAGAAUCAUCAGUUGCUUGAUAAGCUUAACAAUCUCUCUGAGUCUCACGAAAAGGCUCUUCAAGAAAAUGUUCAGCUUAAAGAGGAAACAUCUGAGCUAAAGCAGGUGAUUAGUGAUAUGAAAAUUCAAAGUCAUUUUCCUUGCUUCAGAGACGAUAUAAUUUCCAGUGAAUAGAGCAUUUUUACCCCCAUGCACCGACGUUCAUAUAUGAAUUAUGUGUUUCUAUUCGGAGAUUUUUUUUCUGUUUACCAUGACUCCACGAGGAUGCAGUAAUUUAAAAAGUGAACAAGAUAGUAUUAAUGAAGAACAUAUAUAAGUGGUGUUGGUCAAAUCUUGAGUCAUGUUUGUGAUGGGGACAGAGUGAGGUGGUGUAUGUUUUGUUUUAUUA
Messenger RNA from Eruca vesicaria subsp. sativa (arugula), 721 nucleotides. The record is from the annotation of a GenBank genome assembly. NCBI's taxonomy places the organism in Eukaryota, Viridiplantae, Streptophyta, Magnoliopsida, Brassicales, Brassicaceae.